GCAAUCAUUUCUGCCAGCGUAAACACAAACCCAUGGACGCAGUGAAACCGUUUUAAUUUGAGUUCACGGACUUGCACAAGUUGCACGUUAUUAAGUUUUGCAGACAUUUUUUUAAACAGUAUCUGACACACUCACAGAUUAGAACACUGUCUAUAAGCUCUAUCAGCAAGAUACAGGUAUGAAAUAGAAGUUUUAACUGGUGUCGGUGUGUUUUAAAAAUGCAUUUCCUUACUUUGUCGUGUGGUUUUAUAUAUUUAUUCAAAUUUAUUGAUCAAGCGUACAAUUUUUAUCAGUCAUUAAUAUGCCAGGAAACGUAAUAAUUGAUUUAAAUAGCCUUUAUAAGUCGUGAGUUAGUUUACAGCCAACAUUUAAAUUAAAUACCUUGUUUUUCGAUUCCCCAUCGAAUUUAUUUAAAACACAUGCCAUGCGUUUGUUUACUUGUGUUGACCAUCAAUAGUGUGCUACAGUUGAGUAAGUUAUACCUAGCGUGUCUCUGCAUUUUUGAAAUUUUAUUAUUACUCUACUAGUUUCUUAAUAAGGCGCAAGUGAUUGAUUAUUGAGGACUAUAAUUGACUGAUUGAUUUUAUUGAUUGAUUUUGUGUAAUUGAUUGAUUGAUUGAUUAACUGACUUUAAAACAACUGAAUACAGAUACCAGCUUAGACGAUGAUCAACAACCUCCUUCAGCCCCAAAUCACUAACCAGCCUGGAGUCGGGCCUCAUGACUUCACACAACCGGUUGUCUUAAACGUGUACUCACCAACGCUCGACCAAAACCCGCCAAAAUCCGACACGCCUCAACAUUUUGUGCUCGACAACUCUACAGCCGGUCCUACUGACGUCAACACCAGCUGUUGGCCAUUUCCGGUUUCAUUUGACGGGGCGGGCAACUCGUAUCUGACCAUCGGUCCUCAAUAUAAUACCUCACCUCAAUCAGGCAGCGGUGACGUCCCUUAUGACCUGGUGCCCGACUUCACGUGUGAACCUUACCAAGCUGGUUUCGGAGAGGGCAACAUCAGCAACGACAGCAACACGUCCAUAGCAUCCACUAACAACAACCCGAGCGCCAACCUACUUCCGGAAAUGCCUGAGCACCAACAGGAGGUUGAGAUGAUCGGCUCUGAGAGCGGAGCCGACGGACAGUUGCUGCUCCGAUAUGAUGAACAGGACGAGAAAAUCAUUAAAGCCACGUUGAAGUCGGUUCAGAGCGGCUCUCUGACGCCCCUGAUUAAAGAAGAACUAAGAUGCACUAUCCAGAGUCGGAGACUCGCGGAAGGUAAAGGGGAGCUGAAAGUAGAGUUUAAAAGUCCGCCCAGGAAAAAAGAUGUAAGUUAAAUAUUUUAUGAGUUAGUGUCAAUAUUUAAGUAGUCUUUAAUUUGGGGGAAACUAGACCUGGGUGGGGCUUAGCAACAAUGGGCCUUGACCAUGGGUGGGACGUGGCUACUGGUGGGACUUGACCACAGCUUUGAUUUGACGACAGGAAGGAUUUGACCAUACACUCGUGGAACUUGAUCACAGUUUAGAUUUGACUACUGGUGGGAUCUGACUACUGGUGGGGUUUGACUACUGGUGGGAUUUGACUACUAGUGGGGUUUGACUACUGGUGGGAUUUGACGUCAGGUGGGAGUUGACCACUGGUGGGACCUGACCACAGAUUCCCCCCUUUUUAUGGUCAUAUUUUCUAUUGUCCCCAAAGAAACAAACCACUACCCAAUUGUUGUAGCAAAAUUAUACUUUGUUGUUGUUGUUGUUGUUGUUGAAAACAUCUCAUUCCAAGUGGAAUUUAAAAAAAAAAAACUGAAAUGACCUAAAAUAAUGAACCCCAUGAGCACAUACGACGUUAAAGUUAGAGGCACUCUUCCCACACUUUAAAAACGUGUGAACAGCCUGUAACUGCCCCCCCUCCUCAAGUUAUAGCUACCCCCUUUGUACCCUGUACUACGCCUUUUCAUACACAGAGGUGUGUCGCGAUGUGUCGGGACCCACGUCAUUCAUCAAGACACACAACGCCGAUAUUCUGUGUCAACACAGGCUGUGAAACAUUGAUUUGUGCUGAACACCGCAACACAGGCUGUGAAACAUAUAUUUGUGCUGAACACCGCGUUAAACACCGCGUUAAACACGGCGUUAAACGACACGUUGAACGACGAUAACCUUUCAAAGACAGUAUCGGUCUGACAUAAUAGGAUCCAUCAGCUGCGAUACUUCGGUACAGUUAAGCCAUAGACAAUAAUUAGGACGAAUCCAUUGGGGCUGCAAUCGAUCCAGAGUUCGGAAUCGAGUACAGCAUUUGCCGGGGAAGCGUAUCGGAAAAUAGUUUCGUCCGGGCACCAACCUGUGACGUAGUCAGCUCAAGGCAGCUACUCAUUGUAUUAUGUUGGACUUGUAUGUCAACUAGGGGGACCAAAUCAUGAACUGGAAAAAACGGGACACACCCAAGCAGGGUUGGGGGGGGGGGUGGGAAUACCCUUCCGUUAAAGAGGCGUCCAGGGGCCUCCGCCGGAAACUGUUUAUUGAAAUAUGCUCAUUUGAACUACUAGGAGACCUAGAAAUCUUUUCAAAUUUACCUUCACUUUUGUCAUUUAAUUGAAACUCUGAGGCAUUUCAUGAACGAAAACAAUAAUUUUGCAGUGGAUACUUUUCUGUUUACACAUAUUCUACAACAUAAUACAACACAACAAAUUAAGUUUCUCUAGUCUAGGAUUUAAAUUGAGGAUAUUUGGCUGUUGUCCCAGCCAUUGUUAAAACCUCCUUCUCGUCUGAUAUGUGACAAUGGGUUUGGUUUUAGAAACGGGACAUUGAGGCGUCCCGACUUUUUCGGGACACCGGGUUCGAUUGUGGAAAAAACCGGGACAAUUCCGUAAAAGUUUUGACCGGAUGUUUGAUCACCCGUAUGUAAACCUACAUUGGACAACUCACCUUGCACAACAUGCAUGUCACCCUAACCUUCAUUUCGUUAUCUCACGUAUUGCAUGCACUUCUCUCUGUCACAUGCCUCACAUAGUCUCUACCAAGAACACAGGAAGGGUGCUAUGGGGCGUAGGAAGGGGGUGCGGUCCACCAAGACCACAGGAAAGGUGCUUUGUGGCGCAGGAAGGGGGUGCGGUCCACCAAGACCACAGGAAGGGGGAGCGGUCUGCCCAAGGGGCACUUUUUUUCUUAAUAUUGAGGGGCGGAGAUUUCUGCCAAACGAAGAAUUUUUUCAUUGAGGGGGCGAAGAAAUUCUCAGCAAAACACAGAACAAUUAAAAGGACGUUUCGGAAAAAUGCCUCCUUAAGCAGACAAGACAAAAAAUAAAAUUAAAAAACACUCAGUUUUUAUGUAUGAUCCCACCCUCUUCUCCAUGACCCCAGCCUCUACUCCAUGACCCCAGCCUCUCCUCCAUGACCCCACCGUCUCCUCCUCAAUGAAUCCACCUCUUUUCCUCUAUGCCCAUACACUCCAUCCCUAUAAAUGUCAUUAAGAACUGACCAUGAUGUCAUUAAGUACUGACCAUGAUGUCAUUAAGUACUGACCGUGAUGUUAUUAAGUACUGACCAUGAUGUCAUUAAGUGCUGACCAUGAUGUCAUUAAGUGCUGACCAUGAUGUCAUUAAGUACUGACCAUGAUGUCAUUAAGUACUGACCAUGAUGUCAUAAUGUACUGACCAUGAUGUCAUUAAGUACUGACCAUGAUGUCAUUUUUUCAGAUGACGGAGGAUGAGAGAAAGAGGGCCGUCAAGCGGAGACUACAGAACAGGGAGGCAGCUCAGAGGUUCAGACAGAAGCAGAAGGAUACCUCGGAUUACCUCACAGGGGUGAGUACUGGUCAAGGUCACCUGCUUGGGGGGGGGCUGGUCAAACUUCCUGUCCACACACCUAACUACACACAACUCACUGUGUAUGUCACACCACACGACGCAUCUCAUUACACGUUUACUAUCAAAUCUUUACACACCACAUUACACAUUACAGUGAAUGAUAGUGAGUUGUGUAGUGUAUGAUAGUGAGAUGUGUUGUGCAUAAUGGUGAUAUGUGUAUUGAGUUAUGGAGCGUGGAUAGAGUGUACGUACGAUAACCAUCUUGUGAUAAUAAACACAAUGGGAGAACUUCGGCCCUGAAUACAAUAGUAAAGAUAGAUAAGGAUAUGAGCUGCUGUUUAAUAGUCUCAAGUUUGUAUUGUUUAGGGCGUCACUGCAUGGGAAACACCUUGUGUACAUUUAGGGCAUCACUGCCCAGGUAUAUCAUGUGUACAUUUAGGGCAUCACUGCCUGUGUAUAUCAUGUGUACAUUUAGGACAUCACUGCCCGGGUAUAUCAUGUGUACAUUUAGGACAUCACUGCCCGGGUAUAUCAUGUGUACAUUUAGGACAUCACUGCCCAGGUUUAUCAUGGUACAUAAAUAGGGUGUCACUACGUGGCUUUGAUCGACACUUUCAAGGUGCAUCGCUAGAGAGAACAGUUCGAUCCCGUUUUGAAAUUUAAAGGACGUUUUGAGAAGAUUUUUUAUGAAGCGUAGGUCCCCCGUCGGAUGCUCGCCAUGAACUGUUGGAAUGCGCUGUGCAUAGACAAUUAGAACUUUACGGUAAACCAAAUCUUAAAGGCAAUGCAUGAGAUUGAAAAAUAGACUUGUGGUCUGUGCUCAGAACUCAACAGUGAGUCUUGUGGUCCGUGCUCAGACCUCACAGCCUUGAAAGUGAGUCUUGUGGUCCGUGCUCAGAUCUCAUAGGCCUGAAAAUGAAUCUUGUGGUCCGUGCUCAGAACUCCCGGCUGCAAUAUGUAUUAACACUUUAUUAACAGGGAGAUUCUGUCCUGGAACAUGUCCAUAUCUGUAACUUAACCCAAAGUUGGCCUUGAACUUAGAAUGGGACAUAAAAAAACAAAAAAAAACUAUGGAGGUAACUUCUUCAAUCUGAGUUAAGACAGUGUCACGCUUGACUGGCAACCGACGAAUGUUGCAAUGUCUACUAGAAUAUCUACAAGUACAUCUAUGACAUCCCUGUCCAAUUACGGAUGUAGGUAAACUUUGAUGUGAUGAACACAUGUACACAAGCCUGAACCAACACAGGUAGACACACCUGGGCCAACAUAUAUGUACACAAGCCUGUAACAGCACAUGUACACACGCCAGAACUAACAUAUGUGAUAAAACAUGUACCGAAAGUUUUACAAACAUUUGUAGUAACCACGUUACCAACACAUACACACAUGUACAUAACCAUGGACUCACAGAUGUACACGAUUUCGGUGUCGCUCCUCUGACCCCGGGGUUGGGGCGAUUGUCUCUCUUAGCCCCCCACCCCCUAUUAGCACGACAAUGGGCAAACCUAACAACAGGAACAAUUAUUUGAUAUGGCCUUUAAGUAUACAAUACUUGAAUAAUAGCUCAGUGGCUCUCAAUCUUUUGGUUUUGUGGUACCAUGAUCAUUGUUCGAAAACUUUGCAGAAAAUAUUUUUUUAAUUUCAAAUUGACCCACAACCCAUCCACUUUCAAAGUCAAGUUGUGUGUUAUUUCUUCUCUCAAACCCACGCUUUAAUUGUUUGAGGACCAUUGUAGCUUUAAAAAAAAGAAUAAAUAACGAAUUUCGGUUCACCUGUUGUGUUGGUCCGUUACGUCACGGACUGACACCGGAUCUAGAUAACCCACGGGCUGUACUGUUUAGUGUCGUCACCCUACCCUUGGGGGUUUUCUAACUACGUAGGACUCACCACCCCAGGCUGAUUAGGUGAAGGCGUAUGUGACCAGGUCGAGAGAGGGAAUGGGGGUGAUAAAUCUGGGUGCAGGAGUGGGGCAGGGUGGGCAUGAUUAUCUCCUUGACCCGGCUAGAGAUUUAAUCACAUUUAAUCGAACCAUUCCUAGUUGUAAACCACUGAGAGCAAUGUAACCCCAGUAAGAAAGUCGUCUCUACCCGGCUAGAGAUUUAAUCACAUUUAAUCGAACCAUUCCUAGUUGUAAACCAUUGAGAGCAAUGUAACCCCAGUAAGAAAGACGCCCACCGAAAAGUCAUUUUGACGGAAGUUGUAGUUUUGACAUUUUUGUACAGUCAGCUAUUUUCACAAUAAUUAUGUUAGACAAUCCAUGAUCGGCCAUCUUUAAUACUAGCCCCUACCCACAGGCUUUACUAGGGUUGGUGUAUCGUUGUCCGGCCCUUACCCCUCUAGUGACGCCACUGGUCCGGCCCUCACCCCUCUAGUGAAGCCACUGGUCCAGCCCUCACCCCUCUAGUGAAGCCACUGGUCCAGCCCUCACCCCUCUAGUGUAGCCCCUGCUCCGGCCCUCACCCCUCUAGUGAAGCCACUGGUCCGGCCCUCACCCCUCUAGUGAAGCCACUGGUCCAGCCCUCACCCCUCUAGUGAAGCCACUGGUCCAGCCCUCACCCCUCUAGUGACGCCACUGGUCUCACCCACAGCACAAGUUCUAUUGGUUUGAUAGUUGUUGACCUAAUUUUUUUUUAUUUAAAAAAAUAUUGAAAAUCACAUUCUGGUCUUUCAACAGAAAAUUCGCCGCCUAGAAAGCGCCUCCAACAAUCUGAUCUCUGACUUGAAGCGGUUGAAGGAGGAACGAGAUGAACUUCAAGAGAUGCUGAAGAACCACUUGUUGGUCUGUACGAGUCACGUGCAGACCACCAUCAACGUGAACCCCCAGCUUGAAGAGUUCCUGCAUGAUCUCCACAACCAACCAGCCCCAUCGGCCAUCGCCAAUACUCCACAGUGCCUGGACUCUAGCGACUCGUGCGAGUCUGUCUUCUUCUUGGAGGACGAUUCUCACAUCCCUCGGCGCGACACCCACAGCUAUGACAGUAUUAUCAUUGACCAGAGCCAGCUGUGUUUCGAGGGUGGUAUGAUGGACGAUCUGAACGCCCCCAUUGAUGUGUUUUACGAGGAGGUUGUCGAAGACGAGUCCCAGUACUCUGUUGGAGAUCACAACAGCAGGUUGGAUUCUAUCUCAAGCGUGGGGGCCACUUCGUCUCAUGGUUCCUAUUCGCCUGCCAAAAUAUCUCUGAGUGGUUCUUCCAGCAAUUUAAGAGACAGCUUUCAGUCUGAGAACUCAAGGACCCACACAAACUCGUCCUCCUCCGACAUGCUGGAUGCUGUUUACAUGGAGGAGGACUUCCUCUUACCCGAAGAUUUUUCAUCUUGACACAGAAAGGUGUUGGACCCAGACCUUCAGUGAUAAGGGCCUUGACCCAGAACUUGGCUCAUCUGUUACAUGUAACAAGUGGCUCUGUUGAUCCAAUCUGUUUGGUUGUUUCUAUCUUACUAGCAAAUCAAGCACAAAUGACAUACCACUAGACUGAGCUUAACAAAUAAUCAAAAUUGGUCUUAGUGGAUGAACUAUAGAAACAUAUGGUCGCAGUUUAUGCCACUGUCAGCAAUGGCGGAACUAAAAGGAUUAAGGGGUGUGGGAUCCCUUAGUUUUGAGCCAUAAAUGAGAAAGCAAUAUUUUACUAUUGGCCAUUACCCAGCCC
Lymnaea stagnalis (great pond snail) is the source of this 7444-nucleotide messenger RNA. Lineage: Eukaryota; Metazoa; Mollusca; Gastropoda; Lymnaeidae. The record is from the annotation of a GenBank genome assembly.